Messenger RNA from Colletotrichum gloeosporioides, 825 nucleotides. RefSeq lists its product as uncharacterized. The transcript is spliced from 4 exons. The coding region runs from base 1 to 825 and encodes 274 amino acids. NCBI's taxonomy places the organism in Eukaryota, Fungi, Ascomycota, Sordariomycetes, Glomerellales, Glomerellaceae. The record is from RefSeq and is a predicted model, not a curated record.
AUGUCUGGCACUGUGAGAGAAUUCAAUGACAAAUACACAAAUGCCAAUCUGGCAAAUGAUGCAUCACUUUACGAUGAGACCGUUUUCCACCACCUAGUGCGACACCUGGAGCUUGUGGACGGCGGAGCUAUUGCGCCUGUUGCGCCUGGUAUAAUUGCCGCAAUGCUUUGCGCUCAACGCCGUGGUGAUGCGGUUCCUAGACUAUUCCACGAUCUGGCCAAAUCGAGAGACGUCGACGGAACGAAGAUGUUGUUCGCGUCAUUCAAACUUGCCCUCGACCUGACUUGGCCUUUUACGGGACUGCCACAAUGCGUUCCCGCCUGUCUAGGUUUGAUCGGGGAGCUUCGAGAGCUCGGUAUCAGCAUCUACACGAUAUGCUACACAAUUGAUGACAUUCCACCAAGACCCUUGAUCACAGAUGCCGACUGGUUCGAGAAAGGAAUCGAUACCAACGAAGCCAUUUACCGCGCUGUGGGAAACGCCGAAGUUCAUCGUAUGAUGGGGGAGGUCUUCCCCGAAAUUACAUACAUCGCGAACAUUGCGGUAUUUGGUUUCCUGGUUGGAGGCUCUGAGAGAACUCAAAGUCUUCCUUUAUGCGAAAUCACCAUUGCCGGCGCAAUAACCGCACUGGGGGCAACGAGGCAGGCGAAGAGUCACUUGAAAGGUUCCAUGGGACUGGGGAUAUCCGUGGCAGCGAUUGAAGCUGUUCUAAAUGCCGCGGAACAGGUGGCAAAAUGGAAUGAUACUAAGCUUCCCGGGAAGAUUGAUGUGACAGUCUUAGCCAAGGAGGUUGAGACGAAUCUUAGGAAUCUGAGCAGAGUGUAG